Messenger RNA from Marmota monax (woodchuck), 4624 nucleotides. RefSeq names its product arginyltransferase 1 (gene Ate1). Gene Ontology annotation, molecular function: arginyl-tRNA--protein transferase activity. Lineage: Eukaryota; Metazoa; Chordata; Mammalia; Rodentia; Sciuridae. The record is from RefSeq and is a predicted model, not a curated record. Bases 87 to 1841 code for a protein of 584 amino acids. Gene Ontology annotation, cellular component: cytoplasm. Gene Ontology annotation, biological process: protein arginylation. The transcript has 14 exons.
GCUCCUGGGCGGCGCGCUGCAUUGUGGGGUGGCGGCGACGGCGGCGGCGUUUGGCCGGGCCGCGCAGUGCUUGUGGGGCCGAGGCCAUGGCUUCCUGGAACGCGUUGUCGCCUAGCAUCGUAGAGUAUUUCGAGGGCGAGGACUUCUAUCGCUGCGGCUAUUGCAAGAACGAGUCGGGCAGUCGCUCCAAUGGCAUGUGGGCACAUUCUCUGACAGUACAGGAUUAUCAAGACCUUAUAGAUCGAGGAUGGCGAAGAAGCGGGAAGUAUGUGUAUAAACCUGUCAUGAAUCAGACAUGCUGUCCUCAGUAUACAAUAAGGUGCCGACCUUUACAGUUCCAGCCAUCAAAAUCUCACAAGAAAGUUUUGAAAAAAAUGUUGAAAUUUCUGGCUAAAGGGGAGAUUUCCAAAGGAAAUUGUGGGGAUGAGCCCAUGGAUUCCACAGUGGAGGAUGCUGUUGCAGGUGACUUUGCAUUAAUAAAUAAAUUGGAUAUAAAGUGUGAUCUUAAAACUCUCAGUGAUGACCUCAAAGAGAGCUUAGAGAAUGAAGAGAUGAAGAAAGAAAAAAACUCAAAGAAGGAAGAAUCAAAUGAAUCAAUUCAUUCACAAGCUAUAGAAGAGAAGUUGGGCUCUGGUGAACCAUCACAUUCAAUUAAAGUUCAUACUGUUCCUAAGCCAGGCAAAGGGGCUGAUUUGAGUAAGCCUCCAUGUCGAAAAGCAAAGGAAAUCCGGAAAGAAAGAAAAAGGUUAAAACUCAUGCAGCAAAAUCCAGCUGGAGAACAUGAGGGUUUCCAGGCUCAAGGUCAGCCACCAUCUUUGUUCCCACCAAAGGCUAAAUCCAACCAGCCCAAAUCACUUGAAGAUUUAAUUUUUGAAUCUUUGCCAGAGAAUGCGUCACACAAGUUAGAGGUGAGGGUGGUGAGAUCAUCUCCACCAAGUUCUCAGUUCAAAGCCACAUUUCAGGAGUCUUACCAGGUCUAUAAACGUUACCAGAUGGUUAUUCACAAGGACCCACCUGACAAACCAACUGUGAGCCAGGUGAGGUUAGUACCUGUCUCCUUUGAGGACCCAGAGUUCAAGUCGUCCUUCAGCCAGUCCUUUUCUUUAUAUGUCAAGUAUCAAAUGGCCAUACACCAGGAUCCGCCUGAUGAAUGUGGAAAGACUGAGACACAACAUCUUUGUUUGUAUGUGGUGCUGAGGAUCGAACCCGGGCCGCAUGCAUGCCAGUUCACGAGAUUCCUUUGCAGUUCACCGUUGGAGGCAGAGUAUCCCCCUAAUGGACCAGAGUGUGGUUAUGGCUCCUUUCACCAGCAGUACUGGCUUGAUGGGAAGAUCAUUGCUGUGGGGGUGAUUGACAUCCUUCCAUACUGUGUUUCAUCUGUGUAUUUGUACUAUGAUCCUGAUUAUUCAUUUCUGUCACUGGGUGUCUACUCUGCUUUAAGAGAAAUUGCUUUUACUAGGCAACUUCAGGAGAAAACAUCUCAACUGUGCUACUACUAUAUGGGUUUUUACAUACAUUCAUGUCCCAAGAUGAAAUAUAAGGGUCAGUACAGGCCUUCUGAUUUGUUGUGUCCUGAGACAUAUGUUUGGAUUCCCAUCGAGCAGUGCCUGCCUUCCCUGGAAAACUCCAAGUACUGCCGUUUCAACCAGGACCCUGAAGCAGUGGAUGAGGGUCGCAGCAAGGAGCCCGACCGACUGCAGGUGUUCCACAAGAAAGCCAUCAUGCCUUACGGUGUUUACAAGAAAAGCCAGAAGGACCCCAGCGAGGAGGCUGCGGUGCUGCAGUACGCGAGCCUGGUGGGGCAGGCGUGCGCUGAGAGGAUGCUCCUGUUCAGAAGCUGAGGGCCGCACACCUGCCUGGGUGCCUGAGCUGCAGGACACCUGCUGUCGUCCGGAACCAGACUUUCCCAUUUUGUCUAUCUUGUGGCUUUUCUAAAAUAUUUUGUGGCAAUGUAUUUGUGAGAAUCUCAUAGUUAAUAUAAAGAUUUUGAAAAUAAGUUAUGACCUAGCCUCAUAAUUGAGGUUUUUCAUUUUGUAAGUUUGUUUCUUGAGCAAAAUAUGCUCAACUUCAGUAAUUAACAUUGUGGGAAGUGAUUCAGUCACCCUUGUGCCGUUUGUGUUCGGAUAGAGAAAUUCCAACUUCUCUUUCCUCGGAUCCAGUGGCAUUUAUGAUGGGGGAGCCUUAAGUGUGGGAGGAAGGUGGAAAAUGUUUUCUCUCUGGAGAAUAGAACGUGCUGUCACUCAGUGUUCAGUGUACAAUGACUGCCAGCCUCUACUUGUGGGGCCCAGCAGAAGCUGAAAGGGGAAACGCAGACCUGUGCGAGAUCUCAUGUUCUAAUUGGUCCUGUUCGUCUGUCAUCUUGGCAUAAUUUUUUCCCUAGAAUAAUUGUUACUUGUUCUCUUUUACUCUCAGAAGUUUGGACAAUAAAAUAUGUAAUUACCUUAGUGAUAUAUUAUUUGCUUUAUUUCUAAAAAUCUAAGAAACAGAGUAUUUAAAGAAAUUUAACUCCUGCCUUGAUUCUAAGCCUCAUCCAAAGGAAAUAGGCACUAAUUUUCCAUCCUUAGAACUCAGGACACUUGUCUUUGGUUAUUGAUGACUGGUUAAUAUCUGAUUACUUUCAUAACUAUUCCACAGAUCACUUUUAAUCACCAGGAGUCACUCUGACCUCUGUGUUCCUUUUCUGGCCCUUUGAUUGAGAAUGGAGAAUGGGUACUGCCCUUGGUACUUCAGAGCAGAGGGAAGCCCCUCUUUCCCUCUCACUCUUGUUGAGCCUCCACCCAUUCAGCAGAUGCCUGCUGUACAGGUGGUGGGCACUGGGCUGGGCACAGGAGAAGAAUGGAGGUAGUUCCUUGAAACAGGAUGGACAGGGAGGGCUGUUUCCUGGACACUCUCUCAGCUGGUCCCUCUUUUGCCAGUUGCUCUGCCACCCAACCUUUUUCAGUCCCCAUUUUGUCCAUUUUUCUGUUUUCUAUUGAUUGAUCUUUUAAAAAGCCAUGCAAUAAAACUUAGUAGCUUGAAUCUCAUUACUGAUUUUAAAUUUUUCUCCCAAGAUGCACUGAAUUUCAACAAAACCUUGAACAGUAACCUUCAGGUAGUUAGAAUAAAAAGAUCACAAAACAAGGGUUUUAAAAAUCAAAUGUCUACAAAUUCAGUAUCCAUGUAAAUUGUACGUGUGUGUGUGUGUGUGAGAGAGAGAGAGAGAGAGAGAAAGAGUUCAAACUGCUGUUUCUUGGGUACCUUGCUAACUGGAGAUGGUGGACUGAAGAAAGCCAUUUUCUCUGAUCACAAAAAUUCUACCUUCUUCUGAAAAUUUGAUCCACAAAAUAGCUUCCAAAAGCAUUUUAGAGACUACGGUGGAACUACAUUCAGAAUUAGUAGAACUUUUUUUCUUUUCCCUCUAAAAUGAAGAUAUCUUUACUAUAUGGAUCUCUUAAAAAUAGAAAUGAUACUGUAAGCAAUUAAUAUAUUGAGGAAAAGAAAGUAAAAGUAAUCUAAAAUUCUGCCAUACCCAGAGAAAGAAAAAGAAGUCUGCUGUACACACAUACAUACCUAUUUAUAUAAAUAAAAUUAUGGUCUACAUGCAGUUUUGGUUCAAGAGUAAUAAUUUAGGGAUAUGUCUGAAAUGUGAGAGAAAUUUCCAGAUCAGAUUGCACCCUGUCUGCCUGGUGUUCUAAGUUAGCUUCAGAGAGACAUAGGCUUAAAAAUGCUUCUACUUGGUUGCUGCAUCGAUGAGUAUGUGUUUUGAGAGAGGAGAAUGUGCUCGACCCAGGAGUCCUGGAGUCUCCAAGGCACAGGCUGGUGGUUUUGAAGCCUCACUGAGCAAAUGGUGGUGGUGGGCUAGGAAAGGACCGUUGAGGGAAGUGACCCUGCCAUGUCAGUUGAGGAGCAGCCUAGAGGCCUGCUUUUAUGUUGAUGGCUUUCAUCUAAAGGAAGACACAGGUGAACCUUACCAAAAUAGUGGGUAUCAUUUACAGUCAUAGUGUUUUAGUGUCCCAAUUUCAGAUAAAUUCACACCUGCCUCCUGCCUUGGGAGCAGAGUUACAAUUUCAAUUCCCCAUGCCACUAGCAUUAUUGAAAAUAUUUCAGUUCUAUGAGAUUUUCAUUUUCUUGUUAAAUGUAAUCUGAGCACUUUUUGUAUUCUAAAGGUAGCAAUUGUUAUCAGAUGAAUAUAUUAUUCAUUUGAUUGAAUUUAUUUAGGAAAGAAAUUAUUACUGUUUAUGUUUUCUAGCUUAUACUUCUCAUCCGUUUUGCAAUUAAUAGUUUCAUUUGAUUUCUUAAUAUAUCAGAGCCUAUUAUGCAAAAGAACCUUUCCGUAUUUCUGAAUAAAAAAUGGUUUGAUUUUUUUAGACAUUGUAUUAUUUCAAUAUGAAUAAAAGAGAAUAUGAACAGUUAACUAAAAUGUAUCUAUUGUUGCUAAGUUAAAAAGGAAAGAAAUGAAGUGGAAACAGUUGGGAAAUAUUUGAAUUACAAGUUAUUCAAAUGAGUGUUCUUUUCCUACAGAAAACCAGUGACUGUAAGGCAAAACAAUUUUGAUUGCAUGUGAUAUUUUUGCUCAUGUAUAUGCUUUUUGAACAAUCCAUUUGAUAAAGCUUGAGUGGAAAAAAUAAAGCUGUUUCUAUGUGCA